AUGCUGUACAAUGUACAACGAAGCAAACCACUUGGGCUAUGCUUAAGGUUGGAAUCCAACCAUUGCAAUACUGCAGAACAGCCGCCUAUUAAUUUUGAAAAUAUAAAAACUAUGCAAGAAAUCAGAAAAAAUCUUCAAAAAAUGAUGGGCGUAUCUGGAAAGUACGAGAAAGAGGAUAGAAGUUGGUUGAUAAAGUACUUGCCAAAAACCCAAGAGGAGUUGCCAACCCGCUCCAUGAAUGACAGUUUUGAUAUGGCAAAAGUGCCAUUGAGUAGUGAUAUUAUGUUACAAAACAGGUAUACUACUGCCGAAAACGGUUUAAGACUUGGUAGGCUAUUGGAAGAUAUGGAUUCGUUUGCUGUAUGGAUUGUAUUGAAGCAUAUUUAUGAUCCCAAACUUCCAGAAGAUAUACCAAUUCCAUAUGCCGUUGUAACAUUACUAGUUGACGAUGUAUUCAUUGAACCAGAUCGAUAUCCUGAUAAAGAUUUAAUAUUCAGCGGGUUUGUAUCUUAUGCUGGAAAAACGUCAUUGGAAGUCACUCUGUGGCUGGAACAACUUCAAGAAAAUAAAUUGAAACGUAUCACAAAAGCACAUUUCGUAUUUGUUGCUAGAGAUUCCACAAAUACGUCGUCAGUUUUGGUGAACUCGCUUGAACCUAAUGGAGAAAAAGAAAAGGAUAUUCUGCAACAUGCAUUAAAAAGAAACGAAGAAAGAAAAAGAUUCCGGAUUGACUCCAUACUAAAUAAAGAGCCAAUUCCUGAAGAAGAAGCAUUGAUAUACAACACUUUCUUGAAAACUGUCGAUGAGACGGAACCAAUGUUGGGUAAUAAAGUUCUUCCACCAGGAAGUGUAUGGAUGAAUGAUACUCAAAUCGAAACCAAUAUUAUUUGCCAUCCUGAAGAUAGAAAUUUACAUAGUACUGUAUUUGGCGGUUUUUUAAUGCGUAUGGCUACUGAACUGGCUUUCUUAGUGUCGGAUGUUCAUUGUAAAACACGAGCAUUAUUAAAAGCAAUUAAUAGUAUAACAUUUCGCAAUCCUGUUCCAAUUGGCAGCAGACUUAUAUUAAUUGGAAAAAUUUGUUUUACCAGGGACAAUGUAAUAGUAAUAGAAGUUUUAGCUAAAGUAGACAGUGCAGAAACAAAAACCAGCAGAACUACAAAUUCGUUCUACCAUAUUUUUGUUGCUGAAAACAAUGUUGCUCCUGUGUUACCUCAAAGCUAUCACGAUGCUAUGCUUUAUCUUGAUGGCCGUCGAAGAUAUUUAGACAUAAACAAAAAAAUGUCUACAUAG
Adelges cooleyi (spruce gall adelgid) is the source of this 1290-nucleotide messenger RNA. Its product is annotated as acyl-coenzyme A thioesterase 9, mitochondrial-like. The transcript has 10 exons. Bases 1 to 1290 code for a protein of 429 amino acids. NCBI's taxonomy places the organism in Eukaryota, Metazoa, Arthropoda, Insecta, Hemiptera, Adelgidae. Gene Ontology annotation, molecular function: fatty acyl-CoA hydrolase activity. The record is from RefSeq and is a predicted model, not a curated record. Gene Ontology annotation, cellular component: mitochondrion. Gene Ontology annotation, biological process: acyl-CoA metabolic process.